CCUCUGUCAUCUACACCUUCGUCUCCGACAAACCCCACCAUCCUCCUCAACAUCACCAUUUCACCAAUAAUCUCCAACCGCCACCUUCAGCCGCCGCCGCCGCAAACCAACGAGGCUGUCUGGCAUCAUGAGAUGGAGGAGGGAGGGGAUGUCGGAGAAAAAGAAACUGGAGAAUAUACCACUUCUCCGUCCAUAACAUUCACUUCGCAAAUCAAAGCAAAAUUAAUCAACAAAUUUCAAUUCACGCACACGAUGACGAUGUGGAGAAAGCUAAUGUCCUUCUCGAAUCUCCUCGUCGUCGACACCGAGAAAGCAACGUAGUCGAUUAGCCUCAUUGGCGGUGACAAAGAAGGGGUUGCCAGAGGUAUUGGCAGUGAGCUUCGUCGGAGAAGGUGCGCGGUGCUGUGGAGGAUGUUGUAAUCCUGUGCGAGAGGAUGUAUGUUAUGAUCGUGAGAUCAGAUUAAUCCAAUGACGGUAAAAGUGGUCCACCAAAAAUCACUUAAUAAUAAAAUUGAUCCGACGUCGUCUCGAAAAAUAUGUGUUGUUACCGAAGAUUGACAGAUGGACGUUACGUUGGCGAACCAUGACACGUGGCUGAGGGUUUAGGGUUUAGCAGCCGAUAACUAGGGUUUUACUACUGCGAAUUCCAUUCGAGAAGAGUGUUACAAUGUCCGAAGCAGAAGCAGGUUCCAUGGCUUCCGUGGUUGCUUCGCUAUCAGCAAGCUUCUAUCAAGUGCCUCCGUCUGCGGUUCCUGCAAUGCUGGAUUGCAUUCUGGUCUCCACCGGUUUGUCUCCGCCCUCGCUCUUCGCUUCACUCCUCCACGAUUUCCCUCGAAUUCUUCUCAAGGAUAUUACCAAUGAAGGUGAUGAUGAUUUGGAUGCUGAUAAACGCCUCCACCUUGUGUCAAUGGUGGGCGCGUUUUGUCACCUCCUGAAGAAAAUGGGGGCUGAUUGUGACGCUGUAAGGUCGUUUGUGUGGAGGUGUUUUCUUCCUUUAGUUAAGGUGCUACAGCCAUUGCAGCAUGACUUGCUUAAUCAGAUCACAGAAUUGUUCAUGGGUGUAGUGAUUGAAACUUGCGCCUGGGAAGUUCUUGAAGCAACUUCGGUGCCAAUUUUCUUAAGAUCAGUUGGUCUUUCCAUGGGUAUGCUUCAUAACGAUGAUUUGGAUUUUUAUGAAUGGAGUAGUAAUUCAUCUCACCAAGACUCGUAUGACGUCAUGAUUGAUCCACUAAUGGACAAGGAGCUAUUGCUGUCUCUGUCAAAUAGUUUCAAAUUGCUAACUUCAUGUAAUCUUCUGUCUGUAAUUCUGGAAGCUGCCCUUCAGUAUAUGCAAACAGAUACACUACCUAAAUCAGCAGAAAGAAAAGGGUGCAUUGUGGAUAAAUUUGUUAACAUUUUGAUUUGGGAAUUAAGUAAUAUGAUUGAGCGGAUGCUUUUACAUAGUCCAGAGCACAGGUCUUGCGCAGUUGGCCUUCUUCUUCCUAUCAUUCUCAAAGCAUUACCUGCCAAUGGCUCAUUCGAAAUCUCAAUUCGUGGGCAGAAACAUGGGUUUUCUCGGGAGUAUUUCUUUAUCAAACUCUGGAACUGCUGCAGAACACUGUUUUCAAUUGGACCUUUAGAGAGAAGGGCAGCAUAUACUAUACUAUCUCUGUAUUUCGCCUUUUCCUGGUCCUCAGAAGAAUGUGAAGAUGCUGAUAUUGAUACAAUCAUUAAAACUGAAGAAUUUGACAUAAGAGCAGAAAAAGAGUUCUGGGAUGAAAUAAAGAUAGCGCUGGUUGACAAGGAGAGUUUGGUGAGGAAGCAGAGUUUACAUAUAUUGAAGAUGGUUCUAAAUAUACAAGGAGGCACCAAUUCCAUCUCUAGCAUUUCAAAAGGGAAUACGAAUGAAAAGUGUUCAGUACCUCAUGGCGUGACAAAGAGGGAAAAAUGGGCUUACAAGGAAGCCAAAUCACUUGGUGUUGGGAACCUUCCGAUGAUAGAUGAACUGGUUAUUAACAGCCAGCAGUAUUGGGGUGCGUUUGUGCUUUUAUAUGAGAUGCUUGAAGAAUAUGGUACCCAUUUAGUUGAAGCAGCCUGGAAUCAUCAGGUCUCUUUGUUGCUUCAGUUCUCAGGGUCAUAUCUCAAUGUUGGAAGCAGUAUCAGUAAAGUUCAAAAUCAAUUUGAAAUGUAUGGUGAGACUUUUGACUGGUUAUCUAUUUUAUGGGAACGGGGCCUUCAUCAUGACAAUCCUCAGGUGAGGUGCCUGAUCAUGCAGUCUUUUCUUGACAUCAAUUGGGAGAAUUAUGGGAACUACAUAAAAUCAGUGCCUGAAACUUUUGUUCUUGGUCCAUUUAUGCAAGGGCUAAAUGACCCAAUACACCACAAAGAGUUUGGUGUAAAAGGAGUUUAUAUGUCAAGGGUGAUUGAAGGUGCAGCCCAGUUUCUACAUUAUUAUGUUAGUUUUAUAGCUCCAAGGAAAUGCAUUGCAUUUUUGUACAAUUUAGCAUCUACUGCUAAACAUCAAUCUUUUGGACGAGCUGGACUUAUGGGCCUUGCUGAAUGCAUUGCUUCAGCUGCUUCUGGCAUUGGAAUACUUAAUCGUGUCAGGACAGAAUCAUUUAAUGGAACUUUUCCUGUGGAAUUUGUUUCUGAAAUGGAAAAUCAAACUGAUAAAAAGGAAUUACUGGAUAUCUUUAGAUAUGUUGUUGAGAGCAGCAAACAACAUUUCAAUCCCAGUUACCGUCUUCAAGUUUGUGGCAAAAUUCUGGAGGCUGCUGUUUAUGUGGUGUGCCCAUUUGAUAUUCCGCUUGAAAUUCUUUUGCUUUUCAUUUCCGCAUUGCCAAAGGAAUUUACGGAUUAUGGUGGCCAGUUAAGGAUGACUGUGCAAAGAUGGCUUUCAGGUUGUGGUUACAAGGAUAGGUGUGCCAAUUGCUGUAAUAAUGAGAUAAAGUGGUGGAAGAGUCUUUAUGACUUCCCACAGAACUUUGUCAGCAAUAAUCUUUCAAUUGAUGUUUCUCUUACUUAUGAUGAUGAAGACUUGAGUGCAUGGGAGUCUGAAGCAAAUAGAUGGGCAAAAAUGCUUUUCCUUGCUAUCAAGAAGGAUCAUCCUCUGGAACUUAUUUUUGUGUUCAUUCAAGACAAUGACACUAAUAUCUUGAAACAAAACCAUGAUAGAAGAUUCGUAGUUGUCAAAUUCUUGAUUCUUGUCUUGAGCUUGGUUUUGGAGCUUCGCAGAGCAAAGGAAAGAGCAGUUGAAUAUGAUAAUAAAGCCAGAACAAAUAUAGAGAAUACCUUCCCUGGUGUAGUUGAUGAUCUGUGUUUCAUUGAUGACAUCUCUGAGAAGCUUUCAGAUGAAUUUCUAUGUUUAUUGGAUGAUCUGGUUCAAUUUGCCAAGCAAUCUUGUUCUGUUUUCUGGUCUGGUGUUGUUACAGAGGACACUGCACUGCCUGGUGCAGUGAAAGGAAAACUUGGAGGCCCUAGUCAACGAAGGUUGUCAGUUUCUGCUACCACUACUGUAUUGCAGGCAAUGAUGUCAGUAAAGGCUAUAUCAUUAAUCUUGUUGUGGCGUUACCAAAUCAAAAGAGAUGCUCCACAUAACUCUGCUUUCACUUUUAUGUGGCAAUUCUUCUGGAGGACUACUAGGUCUUCGCUUUCUUGCUCAGAGAUGGGAGCAGAAAUUUCUCUUGCAGCAUAUGAAGCAUUAGUUUCGGUUCUCAGAGUUCUUGCUUCAACAUACUUUCCUCAUUCUUUUUAUCUUGUUGAGGAAAAUGAGCAAUUGUUUUCAGAGAUAGAAGGAAGGCCUCGGUUAGAUUAUAUGUGUGUAUCUUUCAUUCAAAAUAUCAAUGAUCUCCUAGGGUCAGGAGUAUUGGCAAGAACUCGGAGGGCUGUUUUGUUGGAGAUAAAGUGGGUGUGCCUAGAAUCUUUGCUGUCAAUUCCUUCAUGUGCUUUCAAGAAUGGGUUUAAUUUGGAGGAAAACCCUACAUUCUUCUCAGAUGACACUCUAAAAUGCAUUUUUGGUGAUCUUGUUGAGAGCCUUGAAAAUGCUGCAGAAAGUUGUGUUUUACCCAUGCUGAGAUCACUCAGAAUGUUAUUUGAGCUAGUUGCCAAAGUAAUGUCAAAUGCAGCUGCUUCCCAUUGUCACUUAAUAAACGCACAGAUGAUGUGGAAUUUGGUCCAUUCCUCUUGGAUAUUGCAUAUCAGCUGCAAUAAGCGAAGAGUUGCAUCAAUUGCUGCUCUUUUGUCAUCUGUUCUGCAUCCUUUGGUAUUUAAUGAUGAGAACAUGCAUCAAACAGACAAUGCACCUGGACCCCUGAAGUGGUUUAUUGAAAAUCUUCUUGAGGAGGGCAUAAAGAGUCCUCGUACAAUUCGUCUUGCAGCAUUGCACUUAACAGGAUUAUGGCUCUUAAAUCCUAGGAUUAUAAAGUUUUACCUGAAGGAGCUCAAAUUGCUAUCUCUCUAUGGAUCUGUUGCAUUUGAUGAGGAUUUUGAAGCUGAACUAGCUGACAACAAUGAUGCUAGACUGGAAGUUUCUAUACUGGCCAGGAGUCCUGAUCCUGAGCUGACUGAAGCAUUUAUUAAUACAGAGGUCUAUGCACGUGUAUCAGUUGCUGUUCUGUUUUACAAGUUGGCAGACUUGGCUAGGAUGGUGGGAUCACCAAAUGAAGAUGCAAACUGUAUUGCGGCACAAGAAUCUGGCAAAUCAUUUCUACUAGAGCUUCUUGACUCUGUGGUGAAUGAUAAAGAUCUUGCAAAGGAGUUAUACAAAAAGUACAGUGCUAUUCAUAGACGUAAAAUACGUGCUUGGCAAAUAAUAUGUGUAUUGUCACCAUUUGUGGAGGAAGAUAUAGUUGGGAAAGUUUUGGAAUACUUGUACAUAUCACUUAAUAGAAAUAACUUACCUGCUGUUCGCCAAUACUUAGAGACAUUUGCAAUCAACAUUUACUUGAAGUUUCCAUCUCUUGUCAAAGAGCAUUUGGUCCCCAUAUUGCGGGAUUAUGACAUGAGGCAGCAGGCACUAUCUUCAUAUGUAUUCAUAGCAGCUAAUGUCAUUCUCAACUCAUCUAAAGAUGUUCAAUCUAGUCAUUUGAACGAAUUGUUUCCUCCUCUAGUUCCAUUAUUAACAUCACAUCAUCAUAGCUUACGUGGUUUUACCCAGUUACUUGCAUAUCAAAUUCUACAUAAACUGUUUCCAUUGUUGAAUUAUGGAUCUUCUGAGAUGCUACCUUUAGAGAAGAGGUGCUUUGUAGAUUUGAAAACAUACCUUGCAAGAAAUUCUGAUUGUGCACGCUUACGAACAUCAAUGGAAGGAUAUCUUGAUGCUUAUGACCCAAAUAGCUCUGUUACACCUGCUGGAAUUUUCAUCAAUCGAGUUGAGGAGGAUGGUUUUGAGUGUGUUCCAACAUCUCUCAUGGAGCAGGUUCUCAAAUUUUUAAAUGAUGCUAGAGAAGACCUGCGGUGUUCAAUGGCAAAGGAUGUGGUGACAAUCAGGAAUGAGACUCUAAAUUUCAAUGGGGAUAAGAAUUGCAUCGAAAAUUUAUCUGGUGGCAUUGAAGGAACCAUGCUUAAAGAUAUGUCUUCAGAUUUCCAGAAAAAGGUUACUUUUACCAAACAUGACAAGGGGGGCAACGAAGCAGGUUUCCUUUAUGGCAAUGAUGAAACCUAUAAAAAGUUGGCUGAGAUAGAGAGGGAUGAUCUCCUUCUCGACCAACUAUUGCAGUCAAGAAGAUCAUCUCUAGAUCAACAAAAAGCAAGUCGACAGAAUUUUAUCCUUGUUGCAUCAUUGCUUGACCGCAUACCCAAUCUUGCUGGCUUGGCUCGUACAUGUGAGGUAUUUAGAGCAUCAGGGCUGGCCAUUGCUGAUACAAAAAUCAUAAAUGACAAACAGUUCCAACUAAUCAGUGUAACAGCCGAAAAGUGGGUUCCUAUAAUAGAAGUCCCAGUAGAUAGCAUAAAGAUUUACUUGCAGAAAAAAAAGAAAGAAGGAUUUUCCAUCUUGGGUUUGGAACAAACUGCAAACAGUGUACCCCUUGAUCAGUAUAUCUUUCCCAAAAAAAUGGUCCUGGUUCUCGGCCGAGAGAAAGAAGGUAUACCUGUGGAUAUAAUUCAUAUUUUAGAUGCUUGCAUCGAAAUUCCGCAAUUUGGAGUUGUUAGAUCUCUCAAUGUUCAUGUCAGUGGUGCAAUUGCUCUCUGGGAGUAUACUCGACAACAGAGAUCUCAAUAGUCCAUGACUGAGACUAAUCUUGCAAGCCAAUUACGUUGUAAUAUUUAUGUAAAAUAGGUAAAAACUCUAGGAAACUCUUUUUGUGUUGUAACUGAUGUGUUUUGGUUCCGUUACUUUAGAAACGUGCAAUUUACCGAAGUAUUUGACACAUUGCCGACGUCCUCGCAGCAUUUUUUGGCUUGGCAAUUUCAUUCUUUCAAUUUAUAGUCCUACUUUUGAAAUUGAAGUAUGAGUUGCCAAACACAACAACGUUUGCUUUCGAUUCAAAGGUUAUUUCUUCAAAGACUUGUUGCAAUUCCUUGCUGAUGCAUCACUUCAACGAACGGUGGGUCAAGAAUCCAUUCUUCCAUAACUCCUUUGUCACCCAUCUCUCAUUCCACAAUUUUCUUUUUAAUAUGUAAGCAAGACCCUGUGUUCUACUAGAAGUAUUCUAACACAUGAAAUCAAUACCAUUUUCCUCUAACACCGAACUUAGACAAGAACUAUUCUUAACUUUACGAACGUAUUUUAAGGAUGUUGAAACCCCUCAACUUUUGGGGCUUUACGUAA
Glycine soja is the source of this 6748-nucleotide messenger RNA. RefSeq lists its product as uncharacterized. The transcript is spliced from 35 exons. Gene Ontology annotation, molecular function: tRNA (guanine) methyltransferase activity; RNA binding. Bases 668 to 6199 code for a protein of 1843 amino acids. Gene Ontology annotation, biological process: tRNA methylation. Lineage: Eukaryota; Viridiplantae; Streptophyta; Magnoliopsida; Fabales; Fabaceae. The record is from RefSeq and is a predicted model, not a curated record.